Lathyrus oleraceus (garden pea) is the source of this 1978-nucleotide messenger RNA. RefSeq names its product ribulose bisphosphate carboxylase large chain. Gene Ontology annotation, molecular function: magnesium ion binding; ribulose-bisphosphate carboxylase activity. Gene Ontology annotation, biological process: carbon fixation. The record is from RefSeq and is a predicted model, not a curated record. The transcript has a single exon. The coding region runs from base 193 to 1641 and encodes 482 amino acids. NCBI's taxonomy places the organism in Eukaryota, Viridiplantae, Streptophyta, Magnoliopsida, Fabales, Fabaceae.
UGGGUUGCGCCAUACAUAUGAAAGAGUAUAGAAUAAUGAUGUAUUUCCCAAAUCAAAUAUCAUGGUAAAAUUUAACAAUGACCCAUUCGGAUUCAUUGAUAAUAUUAGUUGAUGGAUCAUUUGUAAAAAGGUUUUAUUAACUCCUAAGUUAUGUCGAGUAGACCUUGUUGUUGUUGCUAUAAUUCUUAAUUCAUGCGUUGUAGGGGGAGAUUUAUGUCACCACAAACAGAAACGAAAGCAAAGGUUGGGUUCAAAGCUGGUGUUAAAGAUUAUAAAUUGACUUAUUAUACUCCUGACUAUCAAACCAAAGAUACUGAUAUCUUGGCAGCAUUCCGAGUAACUCCUCAACCUGGAGUUCCGCCUGAAGAAGCAGGUGCAGCGGUAGCUGCAGAAUCUUCCACUGGUACAUGGACAACUGUGUGGACCGAUGGACUUACGAGCCUCGAUCGUUAUAAAGGACGCUGCUACGAGAUCGAGCCUGUUCCUGGAGAAGAUAAUCAAUUUAUUGCUUAUGUAGCUUAUCCCUUAGACCUUUUUGAAGAAGGUUCUGUUACUAACAUGUUUACCUCCAUUGUAGGUAAUGUAUUUGGGUUCAAGACCUUGCCUGCUCUACGUCUGGAAGAUUUGCGAAUCCCUUAUGCUUAUGUUAAAACUUUCCAAGGUCCUCCUCACGGAAUCCAAGUUGAGAGAGAUAAAUUGAACAAGUAUGGACGUCCCAUAUUGGGAUGUACUAUUAAACCAAAAUUGGGUUUAUCCGCUAAGAAUUAUGGUAGAGCAGUUUAUGAAUGUCUCCGCGGGGGACUUGAUUUUACCAAAGAUGAUGAAAAUGUGAACUCCCAACCAUUUAUGCGUUGGAGAGACCGUUUCUUAUUUUGUGCCGAAGCAAUUUAUAAAUCACAGGCCGAAACAGGUGAAAUCAAAGGACAUUAUUUGAAUGCUACUGCGGGUACAUGUGAAGAAAUGCUAAAAAGAGUUGUAUUUGCUAGAGAAUUGGGUGUUCCUAUCGUAAUGCAUGACUACUUAACAGGUGGAUUCACUGCAAAUACUACCCUGUCUCACUAUUGCCGGGAUAAUGGUCUACUUCUUCAUAUCCACCGUGCAAUGCAUGCAAUUAUCGAUAGACAAAAAAAUCAUGGUAUGCACUUUCGUGUAUUAGCUAAAGCCUUACGUUUGUCUGGUGGAGAUCAUAUUCACGCUGGUACUGUAGUAGGUAAACUUGAAGGAGAAAGGGAGAUUACUUUAGGUUUUGUUGAUUUACUACGUGAUGAUUAUAUUAAAAAAGAUAGAAGUCGCGGUAUUUAUUUCACUCAGGAUUGGGUUUCUUUACCAGGUGUUAUCCCUGUUGCUUCAGGGGGUAUUCACGUUUGGCAUAUGCCUGCUCUGACCGAGAUAUUUGGAGAUGAUUCUGUACUCCAAUUCGGUGGAGGAACUUUAGGACACCCUUGGGGAAAUGCACCUGGUGCCGUAGCGAAUCGAGUAGCUCUGGAAGCAUGUGUACAAGCUCGGAAUGAGGGACGUGAUCUUGCUCGCGAGGGUAAUGCAAUUAUCCGUGAAGCUUGCAAAUGGAGUCCUGAAUUAGCUGCUGCUUGUGAAGUCUGGAAGGAAAUCAAAUUUGAAUUCCCAACAAUGGAUACUUUGUAAUCCAGUAAUAAUCAUUCGUUCUAUUAAUUUCCAUUAAACUCGGCCCAAUCUUUUACUAAAAGGAUUGAGCCGAAUACUGUACACAAUACUUGUUGUUUGUAUCUAUAAUAAAUCCUAUCGAUCCGAAGGAUAUAUAUAUAUUUUUUCAACACUAAUAUUGACAACAGUGUAUCAAACAAAUAUAAUCUGAUCGUGAAUAAAUGGAUCGAUUGACUCAUGUCAGAUAGGUUUUUUACUUAAUCUUAAUGGUGGAUUCGUUGUAUUUUGUUUGAUACAAACAAGAAGUUUUUUUUUUAUUCAAAGUGAAAUAGAAAUAUGAAAAAUAUGUAAAAAAUAA